CACUCACAUCCCCCGCUCACGCUCUUGCCGCUACUUCCCACACCAACCAACCACGGUACUCACCAUUACACCUCACUCUCUCUUACGAUGCUCGACCCGGUCCGCAACGUCCACGCCGCCCUCGAGCACAUUGCGCACCCAUGGCAGCCGCACCGUGUCGCCACGAUCAACAACUACGAGCUCAAGGCCGUCAAGCUGCUCGGCGACUUUGUGUGGCACAAGCACGACGACACGGAUGAGCUGUUCUACGUGCUCUCGGGGCAUCUGCGCAUCGAUGUCCGUGGGAGCGACGGCGAGGUGACGGUCGAGAUGGGGCCGGGGGACGUAUAUGUUGUGCCCCGCGGGGUAGAGCACCGGCCGCGGGCCGCAGAGAUGGUGACUGCGCUGCUGUUCGAACCGAGGAGUGCGGUACAUGAGUUGAACUAGAGACGGGUGAUGUAGCUGCGUACA
Molecule: messenger RNA, 450 nt
Organism: Cutaneotrichosporon oleaginosum
Lineage: Eukaryota; Fungi; Basidiomycota; Tremellomycetes; Trichosporonales; Trichosporonaceae
Source: RefSeq, a predicted model, not a curated record